Messenger RNA from Neltuma alba, 3537 nucleotides. Its product is annotated as endonuclease MutS2. Lineage: Eukaryota; Viridiplantae; Streptophyta; Magnoliopsida; Fabales; Fabaceae. Gene Ontology annotation, molecular function: ATP hydrolysis activity; ATP-dependent DNA damage sensor activity; endonuclease activity. The transcript has 19 exons. Bases 154 to 2544 code for a protein of 796 amino acids. The record is from RefSeq and is a predicted model, not a curated record. Gene Ontology annotation, biological process: mismatch repair; negative regulation of DNA recombination.
UUCUACAAGCGCCGAGCAAACGCAAGCGUUAUCUAUGGUGGUUUUAUCCAUCUCUAUCCUGCUUCUGUGUACUGUAUUGGAACAUGUAUACCAUUGAGUGCCAGGGACCUAGCAAUUGUUCUUCAGCCUCAACACACUUAACUGACGCGUAACAUGUUUUCCUGUACAGCCAUCUCCAUCGCCGCCACCUCAAUCAAUUUUCCGAUUACCAUUAAAAUUAACAAAUUCCACCAUAGACUCAGGCAGCCCUUGGCUGCUUCCUCUUCUUCUAUUCACUAUAGCAGUCUCCGAGUGCUGGAAUGGGAUAAACUGUGCGAUUUGGUUGCUUCCUUUGCCACCACUUCUCUGGGCCGCGAAGCUGUCAAAGCACAGCUAUGGUCUCUGACUCAGACUUACGACGAGAGUCUGAGACUGCUGAAUGAAACCAAUGCGGCCGUCGAAAUGCACAAGCAUGGAGGUUGUCGACUGGACUUCGGCCAUAUUGACGCUGCUCUGGUGGAAUCUGCUAUUCAGCAUGCUCGGAGAAAUAGACCAGUAAACGGCUUUGAGGCAUUGGCCAUUGUUGCUCUUCUUCAGCAUGCUGAAACCUUGCAGGUUAAUAUGAAAGCUGCGAUCAAGGAAGAUGCAGAUUGGUAUAGUCGUUUCAUGCCUCUUACUGAAGUGAUAAUGGAAUUUGUCAUUAGCCGAUCAUUGGUUAGAUUGACAGAGCAAGUUAUCGAUGAAAAUGGUUCUGUCAAGGACUCGGCGAGUCCAGCCCUUAAACAGUCACGAGAACAGGUGUUGUCACUUGAGAGGAAGAUACAUCGGUUGAUGGAGAGCUUGAUCAGAAAUGAAAGGAGUGAAACUUCAAUUCUUGAAGUGAAUAAAAUUGAUGGCAGGUGGUGUAUUCGAGUGGAUUCUGGUCAGAGGACAAGCUUUAAGGGUCUCUUAUUAUCCAGUGGUUCAGGGGGAGGAAGUAUUGUAGAGCCUCUUUCUGCUGUUCCAUUAAAUGAUGAGUUGCAACAAGCUAAAGCUUUAAUGGCUAAAGCAGAGGCUGAUGUGCUUUUGAGAUUAACAGAAAAGAUUCAGCUGGAACUUCAUGACCUUGAAAGGAUAUUGAACACGAUGGUUCAACUUGAUGUGAUCAAUGCUAGAGCUACUUAUGGUCUUUCUUUUGGAGGAACAAGUCCUCAUAUAUUUUUGCUGGAUAGAAAUGGCCCUUCUACUACAAAAAUAGUUGGUAACAACAAUUCUGGCGAGCAGUUCCCCAGCAUUAGAGAGUGGAAAUUGUAUCUGCCAAAAGCUUAUCAUCCUUUGUUGCUCCAGCAGCAUAGGGAAAUUUUGCGGAAGGCCAAAAGGGAUGUCAGUCAUGCUGGCCCAGUUGGCAUGCUAGAGCAAGAUCCCCCAUCCCCAGUUCCAGUUGAUUUUUUCGUUGCCCAGAAAACUUGUGUUUUAAUUAUAACUGGCCCUAACACCGGUGGUAAAACCAUAUGCUUGAAGACCAUAGGAUUGGCUGCUAUGAUGGCAAAAUCAGGCCUUUAUAUUCUUGCUUCUGAAUCUGCGCAAAUCCCUUGGUUUGAUUCUGUUUUUGCUGACAUUGGUGAUGAGCAGUCCUUAUCCCAGUCUUUAUCUACCUUCUCUGGACAUCUGAAACAGAUAAGCAAUAUUAAAUCACAUUCAACACAGCAGUCACUGGUGCUACUGGAUGAGGUUGGUGCUGGAACAAACCCCCUUGAGGGAGCUGCACUGGGCAUGGCAUUAUUGGAAUCUUUUGCCAUAGAUGGUUCUUUGUUGACAAUGGCUACAACUCACCAUGGGGAACUGAAAACCCUGAAAUACAGCAAUGAGGUCUUUGAGAAUGCAUGCAUGGAAUUUGAUGAAGUGAACCUGAAGCCAACGUACAAGAUCCUCUGGGGAGUACCUGGGCGCUCAAAUGCAAUUAAUAUAGCUGAGAGGUUGGGACUUCCGUCUAUUGUUGUAGAUGCUGCACGUAAAUUGUAUGGUGCUGCUAGUGCAGAGAUAGAUGAGGUAAUAACUGAUAUGGAGAAGUAUAAACAAGAUUAUCAAGAGCUACUAGAUGAAGCACAUAAUUAUCUGGUGCAAUCUAGAGAUCUUCAUGAUAGUUUGUUGGACUCCAAUAGGAAGAUCACAGAGCACAGUGCUAAUGUACGAGUUAGAAAGAUGCAAAAUGUAUCUGAGGCUGCAGCUAUGGCACGGUCCAUCCUUCACAAGAGAGUGCGGCAGCUACGUACAUCUCCAAGACAAGUUUUGCAGCCCAAUAAAGCUGAUAAAGUCCCUCAAUCAUCAGUUGCCAAUUACCAACAUAAAUCAGUAGAUAACAAAGAAUCUACUACUGCAGUUGCAGAUGGGAGUACAGCUGCUGUUAAGAAAAUUAACCGAACAUUGGCAGAGGAGUCUAGGCUUCCCAAGGUUGGUGAUGCAGUGCAUGUCUCUUCCAUUGGAAAGAAGGUAACAGUUUUAAAAGUAGAUUCAUCAAAAGAAGAAAUUGUUGUCCAAGCUGGAAACAUGAAGUUGAAGCUGAAGUUAAAAGACAUCCAAAGAUGAUUGCCUAUCAUUCGAGCCAGUACAAGUACUAUCUUGGUUAAGAUUUUUCUUAUGCGCGCACCAGAUCAUAUAACGUGCUCUCUUGGUUACGAAUCCCAGAAUUAAGCAUGCUCCGUGGGAGCUUAAGUUGGCUUUGCUAUUAGUUGGAAAAUCAUUUCUCUCGCUAAAAUGAAAAUGGUGAGGAGCUGGGAAUUUAACGUAUGUUCAGUUAUUUGCUUACUCCACUUAGGCGGUAUAUUUGUGUGCCCCUAAUUUUAUACAGUUUGUCCUCCUUUCUAUGAAACUUCUGCAGGAUACUUCUGACUUGUUCUACUCUAUCUAAAGUCAAGGCUUAUAUGAAAACUGCUCCCUUCUGUUUUUAAUGAUGUAAAAGGGGAAUAUUCAGAAAGUUUGGUAAGAUGAAUCAAGAAGUUGCUAAGAUGGCGCGAAGCAUGGUUUUUGUGCGGUAUAUACAUUGUGCGGGCUGAAUCAAUGCCAACAACUCCAGAGAAAUUUUCUAAUUGGCCUUCGGAAAUCUCUGUGUCAUGAUUGGAGCCGAUGAAUAUUAAACCUUGUCGACUGCUUUUGAUUCUUGCUAGAGCGCACUGACAAGAGCUCGCAAUUGGGGUCACUGAGAAGACGGAAGUGCUUUGUAGUUUUGCCCCUAAAAGAUUAUUGAAGGUCAAUCCAGAAGGCUAUAAUUAUGAUCACUUUAUUUGUCUUCUCUGUUUAAUUAGUGGGACUGGUGGUAGAAUCCUCCAACGUUCUCCAAGUUAAUAACCGGAGGAGCUUCACAAGAACAUCGCUUUACAGAGGUUUGAUUUAUAAUUGAGCUAAUAUUUUAUUUUCUUCUUGAUCGAUUUAUAAUUCAGAAGGUGUAUUCUAUUUUCCUUACUGUUCUGCUUUUUUUUUUUUUUUUUUUGCGUAAUGGUUGUGCGCCAUAAUUUGUUAGAUCUUGACGGGUGGGUUGAGUUGGGCAUUUUGUCACCUGUCAAUUUCACUUGUACUUUUGAG